GCCGGGUCAUCGGACCAACACAUGAGCCAGUCUGAGUCUGAUUGCUAACUCCGAGGGAAGCCGGGCCUUUAUAGCAACAGCGCCAAGGGUCUAUGACCAUCAAAUCUUCCUUCCUGAAAUCCUUCAGCUCAAUCAAGAUCUGGUUGGGUUAGCUUUUGUUAUGUCUAAACCAUCAAGCCCUCUGACGGUCAAUGUCAUCGGAUCCGGUGUACUGGGUCUCACCUGUGCUCUCGAGCUCGCCAAACAGCCUGGCUCGCCUUACCUUGUCAAUGUGGUGACCGCCGAAAACGCGCUGGCCGGAUGGAUUGAAGACCCGUCGAAGAAGCCUCUGGUGGAGCCUGAUUUUGCUUCUCCUUGGGCGGCUGCAUUCUGGCAUCCCUUCAUCCCUCAUCCCGAGACCGAGCUACAGAAAAGGGUAGCCCGAUGGGAGACCACGUCGUUCAAGCAUCUUUGGGAGAUCGCCGAGCAAGAUCCUUCAGUCGUCAUGAAAGCCAACUUCAAACAGUAUUACAGUCAUCGGUUGUCUGAAUUGCCAUGGUAUUUGGACAUAUGUCCAGAGGUUCGGAGAAUGAACGAUGAAGAAAUAGCAAAGGCUCCAGAAGGAAAAAUAGACGGAGUGGUCUGCAAAUCAGUUUCACUGAACCCACUCCGAUACCUAGGAUACCUCCGAAAGCAACUGGCCGAACGCGGUGUGCAAAUAAUUCACCAUCGUCUCAAGACCAUCUCGGAGGCGUUUUUGGGCGAUCCGGAGUGCGGCCUCCCGGCGGCCAAAGUAGUGGUCAAUGCCUCCGGUCUUGGCGCGGGCAAUUUCGGGGACGUCUCGGACGAAUUGGUGGAGCCGAUUCGCGGCCAGACGAUUCUCAUCCGCCCCCCUCGACCGCUCCAGCUGAUCACACGGCUGGCCGAUGGAGAAUGCAUCUAUAUCGGCUCCCGUCCACCCACCAUUCCCGGCGACGGCGAGGAGGUCAUCCUGGGCGGCUGCUAUCAGCCGGGCAACUCCUCAUUGUCGAUCGACCCGGAAAUCACCCAUAGGAUCUUGUCCGAGACGCUCAAGCUCUGUCCUGAUAUCAGCCGCGACGGCACAACCGAGGGCAUCGAGAUUUUGGACCAUAUCGUGGCUCUGAGACCCAGUCAUAAGAAUGGCCCUAGACUCGAAAGUGUGGAUUUCAUCAUUUCUAAAGGGGGAGACUCUCGUGAGGAUUCGAUGGGGACUUUGGUCCAUUGUUAUGGGAUCGGAGGAGCAGGAUUCCAGGCAAGCUAUGGGAUGGCGGAAGAUGUGAGAAGCCUGAUAGAACUAAGCAUCUCUGGAUCUGCAGGUUGCGUGUAGGAUUCGAGUCGAACAAACUUUCUUCUCUUGAUUACCUUCUCAAAUCUAUCUCAGGCGUCAACUAUGUACCUUCAUAUUUAUAAAUUCAUUGCUGGUUACUACCAUCAACAGGUUCAAAAUGUCAAAAGAUGAUGCAAAGUGGAGUAAAAAAAUACUAUGGUAUACAAACAAAGCGUUGGAGUAGUCCUAUCAUCAUCCACAGUCCACAGAACAAAAGUCUGACAUUUUACAUUUUUUGUAUUACUCGAAUUAAAUUUAAAUGUAUCUUCUUAACCUAUUUAUAAACCAGUUUCUGGAAGCUGUUAUAAAGCAACUGUCUGAUUCAGCAUGUGAUGAUCUGAACUGUACCUAAAUCUUACUCAUAACUCAUGUGAAAAAUAAAAUCUGGUUCAGAUUCAGAUUCAGUGGGAA
Molecule: messenger RNA, 1738 nt
Organism: Puccinia graminis f. sp. tritici CRL 75-36-700-3
Lineage: Eukaryota; Fungi; Basidiomycota; Pucciniomycetes; Pucciniales; Pucciniaceae
Exons: 6
Coding region: 161-1327 (388 amino acids)
Molecular function (GO): FAD binding; D-amino-acid oxidase activity
Source: RefSeq, a predicted model, not a curated record